UUGGACUUUAUUUUUGGAACAGCUGGGAUCCGAUAGCCUUGUUAGGUCUGUUUUAACAUUCACACAGCUCCUUCCUUCACAGCCACACUGGGGGACGGUUGUGUUCUGCCGGAGGGGGCAAAGCAAGGCUUUCUCAUAGGGAAGGUUUUCAUCCAAAAUACCAGCAUGGAACCAUGAGAAGGAAAAGCAGAGUAAUGCAUGGAAGGGCCGCAGAGAAAAUUAACCCCUUUUCCGAUACAACGUAAACUAAAGAAGAAGAAGAAACCAAUCUGCCCAAACUUACCUCUCUCUCUGUCUGUCUCUCCCCGGGAUCCGGCUGUCAUUUAUUCUCUCUGAAUGGGACAUCUCUUAACCGUCCCCCAGGAACCCUUCAUUAGAUUAGAUUUGGAGGGUUUUUUCUUAUGAAAUUGCUGCUGAAAUCUAGAAAAAAAAAUUUGCAAAGACAAAAAUAAUUAAGAAAAAAAAAAAAACCAAUAAUGAUAAAAUCCGGAGGGUUUCUGCAACUUUAAUGUAUUUUUCCAAGUAAUUUAUUUUGAACUAUCGAGAGCUUUAAAUGAUAUUUAUAUAAGUUUAUUGGCACCAAAUAGAUCGCCGGUGGGUGAGAUUUUUCUCUGUUGAGCAGGAAUUUUUAACUCCCAGAGACAGUGGAGUAAAGAGCGAAAUUUUCAUGUUAUAAUUUAUUUGAAAAAGAAAAAAAAAUCAUUUUUUGCUUUUUUUAAAAAAAAAAAAUUGCCGUCAGAAUGAGUGGGGGGAGAUUUGAUUUUGACGAUGGAGGAGCCUAUUGCGGAGGGUGGGAAGGUGGCAAAGCCCACGGGCACGGGAUCUGUACUGGUCCGAAAGGUCAAGGGGAAUACUCUGGUUCCUGGAAUUAUGGCUUUGAAGUUGUAGGGAUUUACACCUGGCCCAGCGGGAACACGUUUGAAGGAUACUGGUCCCAAGGGAAAAGGCACGGACUGGGCAUCGAAACCAAAGGACGGUGGGUGUACAAAGGCGAGUGGACUCAUGGCUUCAAGGGUCGCUAUGGAGUUAGGCAGAGCAUGAGCAGCGGGGCAAAGUACGAGGGGACGUGGAACAACGGCCUGCAAGAUGGAUAUGGGACAGAGACCUAUGCCGACGGGGGAACAUACCAGGGACAAUUUACAAAUGGUAUGCGACAUGGAUGUGGUGUUCGACAGAGCGUUCCCUACGGAAUGGCGGCAGUGGUUCGAUCACCGUUGCGCACCUCCUUGACUUCCCUACGUAGCGAGCACAGCAAUGGAACACUGGUACAACACGACAACAUAUCUGUUUCUCCGGAUAAUAUUGUGGCUCCCACCAUCAAUCGAGGGGGCUUUGCACUCUCACUCUACGCAGACACUGAAGCCCUCAAGAGCCAGAAGAAGGGCCUUUUCCGAAGAGGAUCUCUGUUGGGUAAGCUAAGAAAAUCAGAGUCAAAGACUUCUCUUUCCUCUCAGAGGAGCAAGCUGAGCUUCUUGAAGAGUGAAAGUGGGGUGAGUUCAGCCGCAAGUGAUGCCAACUCUACUGUGAGCUUUGGGGAUGGCACCGAAUCAGAAGACUUUCCACCUGUGGAGUCAGAUAUUGAUGCUACCACCACUGAAGUCUACAUGGGCGAGUGGAAGAACGACAAACGAUCGGGGUUUGGAGUGAGUGAACGAUCCAGCGGGCUGAAGUAUGAAGGUGAAUGGCUGGACAACCUGAGGCACGGCUACGGUUGUACCACGUUUCCAGAUGGAAAGAAAGAGGAAGGGAAGUACAGGAACAAUGUUUUCAUAAAAGGAAUGAAAAAGCGGGUAAUUCCUCUGAAGAGUGCGAAGAUCAGGCAGAAGGUUGAUAGUAGCAUUGAAGGAGCAUUGAGGGCAGGCGCAAUCGCCAGGCAAAAGGCAGAAAUUGCAGCUUCCAGGACCACUCACGCGAAAGCCAAGGCAGAGGGAGCGGAGCAGGCAGCGCAAGCAGCCAAUAGUGAAUCCGGCAUAGCAAGAACCAUGGCAAGGGAGCUCUCUCCAGACUUCUACCAACCAGGGCCAGAGUAUAUCAAGAGAAAGCUGCUUCAGGAGAUUAUAGAAAACGCAGAACAAAUGGAUCACAAAGAACCUACAACUCCAGCUCAUCAAGAACCACAAGCAACUCCUUCAGAAAGCCCCCUGCUUCAUGUGAAGCAAUCUUCAAAACGUGAAGUUUCCCCAGCACGGACCCCUUCACCUACCUCUGCUGAAUCCCCUCCAGAUGCCAAAAAGCCUAAACAAAGUUCCAAGAAAGAGAAGGGACUGAGCCCCAGCAACUGGAAUGGAGAUCAGAACCGUGCCAGUAGUCGAUCCAUUACCCCGUCCAACAUACCAGGGAAGGGAAACCAGACGAAAUUGAUGAACAAAGUGCCUGAUCCUGAUAUUGAGUUCCAUAAGGGCUAUCAUAGCUAUGCUGUUCGGACCUCCCCAGUGACUCCUCCACUGGAUUAUGAGGAGCAUGCAUUCCCAUCGCCAAAAGCAACUCCUGAAGCUAAAACCCCAGAUAUAAAAGAUCAAGUCAAGGAGGUUUCACCAUCUUCCUCAAAAGACCAAGAUGCAAAAGCAAAAGCAGUCUCCAGGAGAUCAGAGAUAGGCAGAGAGUCUCAGUUAAAGCCAAAUGAUGAGCCCAAGUCAGAAGGAAGGGAGGAGAAGAUGCAGUCAAAGACCUUCUCCAAGUCUGACUCUAAAAGUGACAUUUAUGAGACCAAGUCAGUCCAGAAGCCUGAGCCUAAAACAGUCCAAAAACCUGAGCCUAAGGCAAUGCAGAAAGCAGAACAAAAGGCAGCACCAAAAGCUGCUGUGGCAAAACCAGAGACGAAGGCAGCACCAAAAGCCGCCCCUCAAAAACCUGAACCAAAGUCUGUGGCAAAGUCUGAGUCUAAGGCGUCGCUGAAGGCUGAAACCAAAAGUCUGGUUAAAAAGGGAGUCCAGGUUGCAGCGGUUACAAAUACAGAGGAAGAGAUUGAGGAGAGACCUGAUACAAUCAUGAUCUGUAUGGUAAUUUUAUUGAAUAUUGGAUUAUCCAUCUUAUUUGUACAUUUACUGACAUGAAGUCGAGCUGAAAGAAUUGAAUGCCAACCAUGGAUUCUCACAAGCAGCCUUUCUGCUAGACCACGCAUGAUGAUGUCAGAAGCCAUGUCAGUAUCUAUAUGAUGGGCGUCGAAGCGGCAGCAAGUCAUCGACAACUGAUUUAAUCUUCACUGCUACUUAUUCGCCUGUUGUAUGGAAGCAAUGAGCCCUCCCACCGCGCUCAGAUGCUAAGCUGGUCUUGUUCGGAAAGAGAAACAUUGGGUUGAGUUGACAUACAUCACUGACAAUACACAAGGAUUUUUGUUUUUGUAACCUGUGAAUGCGAGCACUCAAGAGAAAAUAUAUCAUUUCUUUUUCUUAAGAUACAAGUACGUAUGUGUUAGGCGCUCCAUAAAUGGAACCAUUACACGCGGAUAAGAGAAAAAGUUCCCGUCAGAGAGACCUUAAAUCCAUUUACGCUUUGGCUUUUUGUUCUUAGUUUGAGACGUUGCUGACAAUUUGUUUUUUGUGUGUGUGUGUGUGUGCCGGAUUUAGCUGUAGGAAUCAAAUGUUCAUGGAUCAGUUAUUUUUGAAGGCAGGGUGCAGCUAUAUAAAGAGCGGUAUUUAGCACUAUCGCUCAUAGGUUUAAAAUGCCCUUAGACCUUGGAAAAACUUAAAGGUGGGGUGGGGGAAGGGACACCCUUUUAGGCAAUAACCAAUAAAAAAA
Messenger RNA from Xenopus tropicalis (tropical clawed frog), 3738 nucleotides. It is a transcript of the gene jph2, whose product is annotated as junctophilin 2. Bases 741 to 3053 code for a protein of 770 amino acids. The record is from RefSeq and is a predicted model, not a curated record. The transcript is spliced from 6 exons. Gene Ontology annotation, cellular component: endomembrane system; membrane; junctional membrane complex. NCBI's taxonomy places the organism in Eukaryota, Metazoa, Chordata, Amphibia, Anura, Pipidae.